Hibiscus syriacus is the source of this 1589-nucleotide messenger RNA. Its product is annotated as alcohol-forming fatty acyl-CoA reductase-like. Gene Ontology annotation, molecular function: alcohol-forming very long-chain fatty acyl-CoA reductase (NADP+) activity. Gene Ontology annotation, cellular component: intracellular membrane-bounded organelle. Gene Ontology annotation, biological process: long-chain fatty-acyl-CoA metabolic process; suberin biosynthetic process. The record is from RefSeq and is a predicted model, not a curated record. Bases 71 to 1546 code for a protein of 491 amino acids. Lineage: Eukaryota; Viridiplantae; Streptophyta; Magnoliopsida; Malvales; Malvaceae. The transcript is spliced from 10 exons.
AACCGUGUCUUCAGUUACAAAAAGUUAAAGCUCCUGUUAUUCUAGCUUUUAUUUUCAGCUAUCGUUCGCAAUGGAAUUAGGGAGUGCUCUUCAGUUUCUCGACAACAAGUCCAUUUUAGUCACCGGUGCUGCUGGGUUUUUAGCAAAGAUUUUUGUGGAGAAAAUACUAAGAGUUCAACCCAAUGCGAAGAAGCUAUACCUUCUUUUACGAGCCGCGGAUCAUAAAUCUGCUGUACACCGUUUGCACAAUGAGAUCAUAGGGAAGGAUCUGUUCAGAGUUCUGAAAGAAAAAUGCGGGAAAAACUUCGGUUCGUUUAUAUCGGAAAAAAUAACCCUAGUCCCCGGAGACAUCUCCCACGAAGAUUUGGGUAUUAAAGAUUCUACUUUGGUGCAAGAGAUCUUCAAUGAAGUUGAUGUUGUAGUUAAUCUAGCUGCAACAACCAACUUUGAUGAAAGAUAUGACGUGUCACUUGUCCUCAACACGUUUGGAGCUAAAUUUGUUGCAGACUUUGCCAAGAAAUGUAUCAAACUCAAAGUUUUGGUCCAUGUAUCCACUGCUUAUGUGUCAGGGGAAAGGACAGGACUGAUGCUUGAAAAUCCUUACAGCAUGGGAGAGACACUUAAUGGUGUCUCAGGCUUAGAUAUUAAUGUGGAGAAGAAAAUUAUUGAACAGAAAUUGAAUGAACUGAGAGUUCAAGGAGCUUCGGACAAGGAGAUUACUCGAGCCAUGAAAGAUUUGGGCAUUCAAAGGGCAAGAUUGUAUGGAUGGCCGAACACAUACGUAUUUACCAAGGCAAUGGGAGAAAUGCUGGUCGGAGAGGUGAAGGGGACUUUGCCUAUCGUCAUCAUACGACCCACCAUCAUCACCAGCACUUUCAAAGAGCCAUUCCGUGGUUGGGCUGAGGGUGUUAGAACGAUUGAUAGUCUUGCAAUCGGUUAUGCUAAGGGAAAGUUGACAUUCUUCCUCGGUGAUUUGGACUCGGUUGUUGACCUAAUACCAGCCGAUAUGGUGGUGAAUGCCAUGAUUGUAGCCAUGAUAGCUCAUGCAUCGAACCAACCAUCGGAGACUAUCUAUCAAGUGGGUUCAUCAAUGAGAAACCCAGUCAAAUACGGCGAUCUCCAAGAGUUAGGCUUCCGUUACUUCUCCAAGAAACCAUGGAUCAACAAAGACGGAAAGCCUGUUAUUGUCGGCAAGAUUCGAGUCAUGGAUAGCAUGGCCAGCUUCCACCGAUACAUGGCUCUUCGAUACUUGCUUCCUUUGAAGGGAUUGGAAUUGGCAAACACAGCAUUUUGCCAUUUCUUUCAAGGUUUGUACGGAGAUCUCAGUAGGAAGGUCAACUUCGUGACGCGAAUGGUAGACAUUUACAGACCAUACUUGUUUUUCGAUGCGAUAUUCGAUGAUAUAAACACCGAGAAGUUACGAAUGGCGGCGAGAUCGAGCCUGGAGGAGAACGAUAUGUUCUACUUCGACCCCAAAUGCAUUGACUGGAACGAGUACUUUAUGAACAUUCAUAUUCCCGGCAUAGUAAAAUACAUUUUCAAAUGAAAAAUACGAGAGCCGAAUCAAUAUUUAAUUAUACAUAGCGUUG